CACACAAAAAACAGAUUAGUGAAAGUUCAACCGUUCAUCAAAUCACAAGUACCGACGACGGAUCGGUAGCGGGCGUUUUUUGACUGUCGGGGACGGCCGGGCCGGGGAUCUAGCGCGCAGAGCGGGCGGGGCCAAGCACAAAAUUCGGUCACCAACACGGCAACAAGGAACCAGAACUCAGACAAAAGAUCAAAAGGAUGCCUGACAUUCUGAUGCUACUGUGAAAAUGGCUGCCAUUUUGAAACAGUGUCGGCUGUUGCACAUUGGUCAGUUUCGCCAAAGCAUACGCCAACUGCACCUCAACUCAAGAAAACUUGUUUGGGCAUCCAACAAGACACUUAGGAGCUAUACUCCAUGCUGUACCAGGACAUCACAUCCGUUAAAAGUAGCUGCGUCACACCAGCCAGUGAGAACAUUCCUGUCUGCACUGUCAGCCACUGGUUUCAAUGAUUACGAACUUGGUAGACGUCAGUUUCAGCUGGACGUUCCUGAGUACUUCAACUUCGCCAGUGAUGUUCUGGACGUUUGGGCGCAAAAAGAACAGGCAGGCACAAGGGGCUCCAAGACCCCUGCCUUGUGGUGGAUUGACGACCAUGGAAGUGAUAUCAAGUGGAGUUUUACAGAUCUCCAGGACAAAUCAAAGAAGGUGGCCAACAUACUUACCAACGAUUGUGACUUAUCGAGGGAUGAGUCUGUGACGGUCAUACUACACAGAAUUCCCGAAUGGUGGCUUGUCAACAUUGCCUGCUUACGCACUGGUACCAUUCUAAUCCCAGGUACUACACAGUUAACAGCACGGGACAUCAGGUACCGUCUGCAAAGCUCGGAAACCGCUUGUAUCAUCACAGAUGAACACACUGCUCCUCUUGUAGAUGAGUACAUAUCUGAGUGCCCCAGUGUGAAAUCUAAACUGCUCAUAAGCAGCAGUGGUGAAUCUAGACCAGGAUGGCUGGAUUAUCACGAACUGUACGAAAAAGCCGACAGUCAACACAAGUGUGUCAAGACUCGUAGCGAUGAGUCAAUGACAAUGUUCUUCACCAGUGGAACUACUGGCAAGGCCAAGCUGGCUGUACACACACAUGCUAGCUAUGGUCUUGGUCACUUCAUCACAGGAAAAUACUGGUUGGAUCUGACUCCAACUGACAUCCAUUGGAAUAUGUCCGACACCGGCUGGGCCAAGUCGGCCUACAGUAACUUCUUUGGUCCGUGGGCCCAGGGGGCGUGUGUCUUCAUAAGCUACACGGCGAGGUUUGAUCCUGUCCACACACUGGAGCUGCUUCAUAAGUACCCAGUCAGCACGCUCUGCGCGCCUCCCACAGCAUACCGCAUGAUGGUGCUUGAAGAUCUGAGCAAGUAUAACCUCAAGUCAAUCCGGCAUACCGUCAGUGCUGGGGAACCCCUGAACCCAGAAGUGAUGGAAUCUUGGAAAGCAGGCACAGGCUCCAUGAUUCAUGAGGGAUACGGACAGACAGAAACAGUGCUACUGACAGGCAUGUUCAGGUGUCUGGAGCCAAGAUCAGGAUCCAUGGGUAAGGCAGCCCCUGGGUUUGAUAUCAGCAUUGUGGACGAAGACGGUAACGAACUCCCUCACGGACAGGAAGGGGACAUUGGGGUGAGAGUCAAGCCCCACCGUCCCGUUGGACUCUUCUCUCAUUAUGUGAAUGAUCCAGAGAGGACGGCCAGGGCAUACCGUGGGGAUUUUUACCUCACAGGAGACCGAGCAGUCGCGGACGAUGACGGUUACCUGUGGUUUGUUGGACGCGGUGAUGACAUCAUCAACACAUCAGGGUACCGGAUUGGUCCAUUUGAGGUAGAGAGCGCCCUCAUUGAGCACCCGGCAGUAGCGGAAUCGGCAGUUGUCUCCUCACCGGACCCAAAGAGGGGAGAGGUUGUCAAGGCCUUCAUUGUACUGACUGCAGACUACAAGUCUGAAGACAAAGAGCAGCUGACGCAGGAAAUACAGAACCACGUGAAGAGCAUCACAGCGCCUUAUAAAUACCCUCGCAAGAUUGAAUUCAUGGAGUCUCUUCCCAAGACAGUAAGCGGUAAAAUCCGACGGGUGGAACUCCGGAACCAGGAAUGGAAUCAAAAAGUUGGAUGAAUUGCUGGAUUGCACUGAUUAUUCGCUCUUCACUAAUUGCCUUUCUCAAUUGUAUUCAUUUAAAAUAUAUAUUUUUUUAAAAUUUUCUCACUGGAGAUAGAAAGUGAUAGAUGAAGGUUCUUAAUCAAUUAUUUUCCAGCUCUAUAAUUGCUUUUUUUUUAAUAAAUAAGUUUUUUAAUCACAAAUAUAUUCAGCUUUCAAGUGAAUCAUGUAGUUGUAGUAUUAUCGUGAAAUUUGAUUUACAUGUAUUCUUGCUUACAAAUCAUGUACCAGAAAUUGUAAAAAAAAAAUUUUAAAUUUUCUUUUUUUGUACAAAUCUUUCAAUUAAGACCAUAUUAAAAGACAUUUAAUUUCCAUAUACCUAUGUAAACACAACUUAAAAAAUAAAGGUUACAUAAAUGAUAGACAUCCAUGGUAAUUGUCAUUUCCCAUCUGUUCAUGCAAUAUACUUUUUUUUUCAGUUAAAUAUUUUAGGUAGAGGUAGAUUUAACUACAUUGAAAAGAUUUUUCGUUCAAAUACACCAACUCUUAACAUUCAAUUUCGUCCACGAAAAAUUUCACAUGCAUUUACCAAAACCAAUUUAGUCAUUUACCAUUAUAGGCCAUCAGCCUCGGUCCAAAAUGUUGGCCACUGGUAUCAAAUGAGGGGAAUAAUCGUCAAAGCGAUUUUUGGCAGGGUAUACACCUACAGAGUUGGAAAAUAUGUGAUAGCAUUGCAGCAGUGGUAGCUUUUUGGGUGUUAUUACCUUUUUUCCAAUGUCCAUCAAAAUGCGUGUUCCCACUCUAGGGGCAGUAGACCUUGCGCAUGUGCACUAUAACCAUUUAUGAUUUGAUACUGACCAAACACCAGGCUGAUGGCCUAUUAAAUUUCAAAGUUUGGUCAUCCUCUUUAGUCACUGGGUCGAGAAUAUUCGUCAUUACUGAUCAAAUUCGUCUAAGCUGUUGUGGAAUGGCAUCAUUCUGAGAUCGAAUUCGUCUUUAUAAAUCAAUUAGACGAAUUUGAUUUCUGAAUAACAAGGUUUGGCGUACACGAGACGAAAUGGAAUACUCUGGGACGAAAAUGUGUGCCCAUUGUUUCAAUUUGCUUGAAUUGAAUUUGAAAUUGUUUCGACAAAAGAUAAAAUUAUACAUUGGAAGUGCACAGAAUCGAUGUUGCUGGACGAAUUUGAAUAUAGAAACAGUGAAUUCGAAUGAUAAAUGUUUUAAAGUAGCCAGGAAAAUGUAUAUUAACUUUUCAAAUUUCCACAUUGCGUAAAAUUGCGUAAUUUCUGUAUUUAUCUGAAGAUUAAACAAUGUUAUUUUUAAUGUACAGUCAAAUUUUGUAACAUGCAAAGAAACCUUGAUUUUUAGUAAAUUUUCACCGAUGCUUUUACAUCGGGAUGAUUCCGGCCUGAAAUGUCCGUAAUGUUUUGAUCAUAAUUUUUUAUAAUGCUUAAAUUUAUUCUAAUCAUUUUGGGAUAUUAAAUACAGAUGCCAAACUAUGCAUCUUAUUUUAAAUAAGAAUCAAUUAUGGGAA
Patiria miniata (bat star) is the source of this 3617-nucleotide messenger RNA. Its product is annotated as acyl-coenzyme A synthetase ACSM3, mitochondrial-like. Gene Ontology annotation, biological process: fatty acid biosynthetic process; acyl-CoA metabolic process. The record is from RefSeq and is a predicted model, not a curated record. Gene Ontology annotation, cellular component: mitochondrial matrix. NCBI's taxonomy places the organism in Eukaryota, Metazoa, Echinodermata, Asteroidea, Valvatida, Asterinidae. Bases 227 to 2101 code for a protein of 624 amino acids. Gene Ontology annotation, molecular function: fatty acid ligase activity; fatty-acyl-CoA synthase activity. The transcript has 15 exons.